AGAAAGGAGAAAAGUAGGGAGAUAUUGAAGGCAGGAAUUCAGGAUCCGGGGGAGAGGGAGAGAGAGAGAGAGCAUAGACUUGUGUCAUUUACCAUUUAGAUAUAUAUAAAUCUGCUUCACAUUUAUUUCUUUCCUAACCAAAGACGCAGAAUUCAUGCAUAGGGAGAAGAGGAGUUAGGGAGCGAGAGAUCUCUCAUCUAUCGCCACCCUUUUAAAGGAUAAGAAGAAGAAGAAGAAGAAGAAGAAUCAAUAUCUUAUUCCUGUAUUUUAAUAAGAGAUCCCCCUCUCCCCCUCUCCCUCUUCGGAUCUUUUCAGUACUUAAUAGGUAUAAAACAUCAACAGAUAAUGGCUGUUACAAUGAAGCAUAUGGCGCUCGCAAUCACUGCUCUUGGAGUGAUCUCUUUCCUUUUAGGCGUUGUCGCCGAAAAUAAGAAGCCUGCUGCUGGAACUGCAAUAACCGGAAAGGGUGUUGUGAUUUGCAAGUAUCCAUCCGAUCCUACUGUAGCCUUGGGCUUUCUCUCUGUUGGAUUUCUCUUAGCAGCUUCCGUUGUUGGUUACUUGUCUCUCUUUUAUCCUUACAAAGGAAAACGUGUCCCCAACUCUGCCUUGUUUCAGAGCACCAGUUUCACCAUCUUUUUCAACGUUGCUGUGUUUACAGCAGGACUGGCAGCAGCUUUGAUAUUGUGGCCAACAAUUCAAGAGCACUCUCACUUGAGCCGCACCGUUCAUCACGAUCCUGACUAUCAAUGCCCCACUGCCAAGACUGGCCUCCUUGGUGGCGGUGCUUUUGUUUCUCUCGAUUCAGCCCUUUUCUGGUUAGUCGCACUCAUGUUAGCGGACAAUGCUCGCGAGGACUUCUUUGAUGAAACGGAAAAGGAUGUCAAGGGGGAACUUAAUUCUGAGGUGCUUGAAGGCUCUGCGUAACGCCUUUUGAGUCCUGGAAUUCUCUCUUUGGUCUUUGCACAUUUCCAUGUCACAUAAAUAAUUCUCAGUUAGCACCACCUGGAAGCCACACUAAAACAUGGAAUUCCUAAUUGUAAAUAUCAUGUAUCUUUUGGAUUUCAAUUCUACGCUUUUCUCUGUUGGAGUUUGGACCAAGUAUCAGAAUUAUUAUUUUUUUCCA
Populus nigra (black poplar) is the source of this 1123-nucleotide messenger RNA. RefSeq lists its product as uncharacterized. The record is from RefSeq and is a predicted model, not a curated record. The transcript has 4 exons. Lineage: Eukaryota; Viridiplantae; Streptophyta; Magnoliopsida; Malpighiales; Salicaceae. Bases 346 to 924 code for a protein of 192 amino acids.